This is a messenger RNA of Periophthalmus magnuspinnatus, 3791 nucleotides long. RefSeq names its product N-acetyllactosaminide beta-1,3-N-acetylglucosaminyltransferase 3-like. Lineage: Eukaryota; Metazoa; Chordata; Actinopteri; Gobiiformes; Gobiidae. Gene Ontology annotation, cellular component: membrane. Gene Ontology annotation, molecular function: hexosyltransferase activity. The record is from RefSeq and is a predicted model, not a curated record. Bases 259 to 1401 code for a protein of 380 amino acids. The transcript has 2 exons.
GGCGCGCGUCCCCGUGGAAACUCUCCCUCCGCGCUCCACCUCACCAGCCCAGUCCUGCAGGGCGGCUCCCACGUUUACACCGCUCUCCAUCGCUCUGGACCUGGUUUGUCAGCGCCUGUAGCCCGCAGAGGUGUCCCUGGGAGUCUAAAUUACACUUUUUUUUCGUAGCAGGUGUGUUGUGAUUUGCGCGAGAGGAAGAGGAAGACGAAAGAGCACGCGCCUCAUCUUGGUCUCAUCUAAGCAGUUAUACUGUCGAGGAUGAAAAAAAUACGGAUAAGCACCUUUUAUCCUAUUGGAGCGAUAUUACUCUUCAUUUUGUUUUGUGUCCAGAUGAGUAAUAAUAACUACAGUUUUGAGGCAAUUUUAAAUAACUACAGUGAAGACUUGACUCAAGAGGAGACUGUGUAUAAGAGAAUCACUAAGAACUACUCAGAAUGUGAACAAAACAUGGAUGCAGCCAACAUCCAAGGCUUUAGCGAUCUACCGACUCACAUUCAAACCUUCCUUUACUAUCGCCACUGUCGGAACUUCCCCAUGCUCCUGGAUGUUCCCGACAAAUGCGGAGGACCGGAAAAAUCCUCUGAUGUGUUUCUCUUGUUAGUGAUAAAAAGUUCCCCUGAGAAUUACGACCGCAGAGAGGUGUUGCGGAAAACAUGGGCCAAAGAGCGACAGUAUAAAGACAAGUGGAUACGAAGGAUUUUUAUAUCUGGGACUUCAGGCAGCGGUAAAGACAAAAUGAGACUAAACAAACUUCUACGAGCUGAGCAAAACGAGAACAGUGAUAUUCUGCAGUGGAAUUUCGAUGAAUCCUUCUUCAACCUCACGUUAAAACAGAUUUUGUUUCUAGAGUGGAUGGAUCAAAACUGUCCUCAUGUCCGCUUCCUGCUUAACGGCGAUGAUGAUGUCUUCGCCAACACAGAUGGCAUGGUCGAUUAUCUCCUAGACCUCCCCGGAAAUAACGGGAGCAGCCAUCUUUACACCGGGUUUGUUUUUGAAAAUACUGGACCAGUUCGAUAUAAAAAAAGCAAAUACUAUGUCCCAGAACAGAUUCAAAAGUCUGAUAAAUACGAUCCUUACUGCGGAGGAGGUGGCUACUUGCUUUCAGGUUACACAGCUAUGAUCAUUUACAACAUGUCUAAGUAUAUUGAAGUUCACCCUAUCGAUGAUGUUUAUAUUGGUGCGUGUGCAGUAAGAGCGGGGUUGCUGCCUACGUUUCAUAUGGGAGUGAAAACACUAGGAUUGUUGACAUCAAAUGGGCAGAAAAUAGAUGAACAAGAACCCUGCCAUCUGAAAGGCCUGCUCCUCGUCCACAAAUAUUCACCUGCUCAAAUUUACCUCAUGUGGCACAAAAUGAACGACCCACGACUCAGAUGCGGGGUGCAGUUUUGGGAUGAUAUUUAAAAAGCAUCUACGAGUUUCAAAGCGAUGGAACUUAACUACUUAAAAUUAACUGUAUGUGGGGAAAAAGUUCUAUGAAUAAACUGAAACCCACUAAUAGGAUCUAUUUAAAGUUCUUUGGACUAUGAAACAAGAUAAAUAUUUUACUCUUAAAGGUUCCAUGUUAUGCAGAAUUGACUCUUGUGAGUUUUGAGCCAUGUUAGAAUGUUGUUACCUCAUCAAAAACAUAGCUGGAGUUGUGUUUUGUUUCAUUCACACAUUUGAGUAAUUCUUUAUUAUUAGUCAUUAGUCAUCUCCAAAACUCAAAGAAAGGUACAUUUAUUCAUAUAGUACAAUUCGUACACAAAUUAAGUGCUUAACAGAACAAGAAAAACAUUAAAAGAACAAUCCAAACUAAUCAGAAUACAAAUAACUCAUAAAAUUAACAUUGAAAGAGAACAGUGCAGAAUAAAACCUUUCAGUCACAUGCACAGCUAAACAGAACUGUAUUGAACCUGGAUUUAAACAUUGUCAAAGUAGAGGCCUGUCUCACAUCUUCAGGAAGACUGUUCCAUAAAACUGAAACUCUGGGGAUCAGCAGGAGGCCGGUCCCUGAAGUCCUCAGAGUGUGAGAUGGUUCAUAUGGCACUAACAUGUGGGAGAUGUACGUGCUGGUCCAUGGAGAGACUUGUGCACAAGCAGAACUGCUUUAAAGUCUAUUCUCUGAUGUCAUGAAGUGGUAGUUUUCAAGUUAACACCUACCUUUACUCUUUGUUCAGUAGAGAUUGGCCAUUGCAGGACUGAAAUUAUCCAAAUGACUCUAGUGAAGGUGUAUACAGUUAAAAAACAUGGUGGAGCACUUCCUGUAUUACCACCUGACAUCACCAGGUGGAACAGAGUGUCUUCUGUUUGAGUCUGCAGGAUUUGUGUAUUAAAUGUGUGAAACGAAACAGCUCCAGGCAUGUUUGUUACAACAUUAUAUCAGGAAGCUGAAACCUAUGAAUGGGAUCUAUUUUAAAAAUUAUUUGGACAAGAAAGCAGCAUUGUUCACUCUGGGUGUGGUGUGUUGUCCAGCAGCUAGAAAACACUUUCACUGCAGUGGAGUCCAGUAUGAUCACUUUACCUUUGAUUACAAUCAGAAUAGACUUUAUAGAGGUUACUUAAAAAUAACAAGAAAUCCUUUGAAUAUUAUUAAGUCUAUAUAGACCUUAGCUGGUUGUUACUUCCUUGUAUAUUAAGCUAGUUGUUGUGGGAAAACACUCUUUGUAAACACUGGUGAAUGUUUAAACAAAGAAAUUGGUCCAAAGGAGUCCCAAGCAGCAUCUCUAAAUAUCAGACCCAAAAUCAUAGAAAACACUAGGUAUUUUUAGAUAUCCUGACAUGACUGAAGCACCUUUCCUAGUGACGUAUAUAUAACACAAUACAGAGUAUGAUUCUGUGUGAUACUGAUACUUCACUUCACAGGUCUGAAAGCAAACUGUGUGGUCUGAUUUCAUUUAUAUGUAAAUACAUGUUCCACGUUUUAACAGAAGGGAAUUACAUGUUUUAACUUCAAAAUCAAAUUAGUUUUAGUUACAAGCUUAACAUAACUACUUAACAUGUAAAUAUAGAGCCUUUUAACAGUGGACACCAUAGACCGUAUAUAUAAAUGGACAUAACUAACCUGCUAGCCCCCGUGUUUCAAAUAGGAAGUGAUCAUAGGUUGCGACUCUGGCUCUAAUUCACAACAUUGCUAAAUGCCUGCUACCGGCUAAAUCAGCAGUGCGGGUGGGAAGGGGCAUUACAUCCCACAGCUUCGCUCCAGAUUAGCUCCUUGGUUGCUAUGAUACUUGCAGUCGAACUUCCAAAUAUGGAGUCUGACUCCAAAUUUGCCGUUAUAACUGCUAGCCUCGAUGAGCUUCGUUUGGAGUUGAACUCUCUGGGCGACCUCACACUCACUUAUUCCACUUCUUUAUACAGUUUAUUGUGGAAAAGCACCCCCCACACUCUACCAAACAAGUUUAAAUGUAGUUAACCCUCUGUAGUGAUUUAUAAAACAUAAAAUACAUUUUUUUUAUUUUUUUUAUUGUAGUCUCAUUUUGAACGCUAUGUAGUUGCCAUUUGAAAAUCUUUCGGGGAGUUGUGGGUGUGCAUUGCUCAUUCUAGGGAAGGCUAGGGCCCCGUGAAGCACCUCUUGGUGCCUCCCCUGGAUACGAGACCCAGUGAGUUUCUACAUGUAACUUUUUUCCUCUGAAGCAUAGUUUGGUGUACGCAUAGCUGCCCUUUGCUUGUACUGUGAACCCAUUAAGGACUAAGUAGUUAAACAAAAACUGUAAACAAACUAUGCUGUUAUGGUUGUAAUAUUUGGUUUGAUAUUUUUAUGUAUAAUAUUUAUUACCAUGUUUACAUUCUUGAUAAUAAAACUUUAAUAUUGG